Molecule: messenger RNA, 2237 nt
Organism: Linum tenue
Lineage: Eukaryota; Viridiplantae; Streptophyta; Magnoliopsida; Malpighiales; Linaceae
Source: the annotation of a GenBank genome assembly
CCCCUUCAUCCUCUUCCGUGUUCUGCCGUGGCGUGUUUGAGAGAAACAGAGACCGGCGGAAGACUAUUCGAAGAUUUAUGGAUAUCAGAUUCUGUUCAACCUUUAUCCUCGGUUCAGCUUCUUCAUCUCCUUCUCGUGCAUCCAGAAACCCUGUUUCUUCUUCCUCCUUCAAACCCAAUUUCCAUCUCCGUAACUCAAUUCCAGGGCUUCCUCCUUGGUUACGCUUCACCCUUCCUCGAUAGCUCUCCGGUUUCUCUCUCCCUUUUUCAGGUGCCUUUCGAUACACUUUUACCUGGCAUUUUCAUCAUAAAAGAGCAAGCUUGCUUCAUUUUAAUUCUUGAGGCUAGCCUUGUCUAUGAUCCAAGUUAAAUACGCACAUGAAGCCCUCAAAGACAAGGGUUAAAUCCACUGGUUGGGCUGCCUUUGAUCUCAAGCAUCGAGAAGAUGCUGAUGGUCAACUCAAAGCCGGCAAAGAUCAGUAUCCACCCAUCUCAAAUGCAGUCGCCUCGCUCAACUCCCAUGGGAACAACACCUUCGUUAAGAAGUCUUUUUCAUCAUUACUUUUACCAGCUCCAGCAUUUCCAACUCUGGUAGAUAAAAGCACCACGACCGGGGGAAACCAAGCUGGUACCUCUUGCAAAAGUGUUCAGUUCAAGGGGAGAAAUCUUGAUCUCUCUAUUCAGAAGCUCAAAGAGCUUCACCGUUGGGCUGACAAUUCCUUGAUUGAUGAUGUAAUAGCUGCUGCUGAUGGCGAUGUCAUAAAUGCAUCAUAUUUAUUGAAAGAAAUGUGUUCCAGUACAAAUACAAGUGAAAGUAUGGGAGCAGAAGCCUACUCUGUCUAUGGGAAAUCUCCUCAUAGUAAUGGGUUGAAUAAGGGUGCACUGUCAGGAGAGACGAUAGACCUUGCUGCAGAGAUUGCCAACUUGAGUUCUACUCUCGAGGAUGCUCUGAAAGGUACUAGUGAGCCAAUGAAUGUCGAUGAUGCUACUUCAAAUAUGAAACUGGUUUUGCAGCAUUUGAGAUCCGUUCCUGUUGAGCCGGAGUGGGAAGAGCACGAUAUCUAUUUAAGCCAUCGAAAGGUUGCAAUGAAAAUGAUGAGAACUUCCAUGUACUUCACUCAGAAGUGGUUGUACCUAGAUAUGAAGAUUGCAAGGUUGUUUUGCAGGUCAGCUUCUCAGCAUUCCAGGGCAGCUACUAAUGCCUUUCUUAGAAAAGACCACAUUUCUGCACGACAACACUCCUUGAAGGCACAAGCCGACUGGAUGGCCGCUGAAAAACUCAAUUCCAAAGCAGCCAGAGAGAUUCUGAGCAUCAGAAAUAGUGAAAGCCAUGCAUGGAAACUGGACCUGCACGGCCUUCAUGCAUCAGAGGCUGUUCAAGCCUUGAAGGAACAUCUACACAAGAUUGAGACCCUGAUUUCACUGAAUCGUGCACCAUCUCCUUGUAAAAUCAAGAUGAAUAAUGGAAUGGUACGCUCCUCAUCGCUCGAGUCAUUUACCACCAGUUCCGGAGAUGGCACGGACAAAAAGCAGGUGGCUGUUAGGCACAGAUCAACACCAUUGCAAGUAAUAACAGGGGUAGGCAAUCAUAGCCGGGGUGAAGCUGCAUUGCCAACUGCAAUAAGAGGUUUCCUUAGUGAAAGCGGAUACCGCUUUGAUGAGGCAAGGCCUGGUGUCAUAUCCGUUUGGCCAAAAUUCCGGGUCAGGUGAGCCUUCCACCUCAAUUGUGACGUAUUAUUGGUUUCGUCAGCUGCGUGUUAUUAGGUUCUUGCUGCUGCAUCUUUUCUUGUUGUAUACUUUUUGGCACUUUCAGCCAGCAGGUGAUUUUUUGGCUGCUUAAGCCGUAGCCGUUUGCCUUGUAAUUUAUUCUUUGGAUCGGCAAUAAAUUGUAUGGAGAGAUUGGUAUUGUAGAGGGCCGCCGUCGGCAGUAUCCCUUUGUUUCUUCUUCUUCCUCGUGUCUGAUCUUUUAGAUAUGUACAUUGAGUUGUUUUGUUGGUGAUAGAGGGGGUUGUUUACUCGAUCUGUCUUCUCUCCUUCAUGUCUUUUUUCCCCUUUGUCUCUUCACUAUUGUGGUUAGGCGACCCUGAAAAUAGAGGCAAGAGCUUUCGGGACCUCGUAUUUUCCUUUUGAGUACAUAUCUUCUAGUGGUUCAGCAGGUGAGUUGUCGGUCGUGCCAUUACAGGACUUCCCACCAAGAAGUUUUUUGCAAUAGUUGCAUUGAGCCUGGUUCACUCCGUU